Molecule: messenger RNA, 1413 nt
Organism: Brassica napus (rape)
Lineage: Eukaryota; Viridiplantae; Streptophyta; Magnoliopsida; Brassicales; Brassicaceae
Product: probable protein S-acyltransferase 14
Exons: 7
Coding region: 222-1151 (309 amino acids)
Biological process (GO): peptidyl-L-cysteine S-palmitoylation; protein targeting to membrane
Cellular component (GO): endoplasmic reticulum; Golgi apparatus
Molecular function (GO): protein-cysteine S-palmitoyltransferase activity
Source: RefSeq, a predicted model, not a curated record
GAUGCUAUAUGGUUAGCUCAGGUUGGUGGCUUCGUCUUCCUCGAUGAGUUCUGCAUCUUCAAUUUCUCACUAAACCCAACAUUCGUUUCCUCUUCGGAUUCAAUUUCUCAAGAAAAGUCCCUUCCUUUUUUCUCUGCUCUGUUUCAAAACCAAUCCAAAAAAAAAUCGAAAAAGAUUAGAUUUUUUUUUCUCUCCCCAUCGAUCGAGAUUGGUUGUUGACUAUGCAUAGAUCCGGGACAACAAUGGCGUGGAACGUCUUCAAAUUCUGCACAGCUCUACGCGGACUCGGAUCGAUCAUGAUCCUCAUGGUCUUAGGCAUCGUUGGCGUGUCCUAUUACGCCGUCGUUUGGACCAGUUACGGCCCCGCGUUAUCCGUUGGAGGGCUCGAAUCUCUCGCAGCUCUCGUUGUUAUACUCCUUUUUCAUUUCCUGUUGGGGAUGCUUUUGUGGAGUUACUUCUCUGUUGUGUUUACUGAUCCUGGUGUUGUGCCUCCUAAUUGGAGGCCAGCUUCGGACGAAGAGGAGCAGGAGGGAGAGUGUGAUCCGUUGAAUGGUUUGGAGUUUGGCGGGUUGCAGCCUGAGGCUUCGAACCAGCGAACUCGGUUCUGUAGGAAAUGUAAUCAGCAUAAGCCUCCUCGCUGCCAUCAUUGCUCUGUUUGUGGUAGGUGUGUGUUGAAGAUGGACCACCAUUGUGUUUGGGUUGUUAACUGCGUUGGAGCGCUUAACUACAAGUACUUUCUUCUCUUCUUGUUCUACACCUUUUUGGAAACAACGCUUGUGACUUUACUUCUCAUGCCACACUUCAUAGCCUUCUUUAGCGAGGAAGAGAUACCUGGAACCCCAAGCACCCUUGCUACUACUUUUCUGGCAUUUGUUUUGAACCUGGCAUUUGCUUUAAGCGUUAUGGGUUUCUUAAUCAUGCACAUCUCGCUUGUAGCUGCCAAUACUACAACUAUAGAGGCUUAUGAGAAGAAAACAAGUCCGAAAUGGCCAUAUGACCUCGGUAGAAAGAAGAACUUUGAACAAGUGUUUGGUAUGGAUAAGAAGUAUUGGUUGAUUCCUGCAUACUCUGAAGAAGAUUUAAGACGAAUGCCAGAGCUUCAGGGACUCGAGUACCCGUCAAAACCUGACUUUGAUUCUCAAGAUUUCUGAGGAAAAGACUGUAACAAUACCUUAGGGAUGACUUUGGAAAAGAAGAUGUAUGUAAAGAGUUGCUUCUACCGUUUAUUCGCACGCCAUUGAAGAACUCUGAGACUUAAAGGCCAAAGUCACACGAACAGAUGAUGCUCUUCUUCUUUUAUGAGUUAGAUAGCAUAUGAUCUCUAGUUAUAAGUGUAGAGCCAAGUCUCACUUUUCAUAACAAUCUUUACUGAUUUUUCUUAAUAGUCAAAAUCCCUUUUGUUGAGGCUGCCAA